UCGCUCGACUCGGACAGCAAGACCAACCUCAUCGUCAACUACCUGCCGCAGACGAUGAGCCAGGAGGAGAUUCGUAGCCUCUUCGCCUCCAUCGGCGACGUCGAGUCCUGCAAAUUAAUUCGCGACAAAGUUACCGGCCAAUCGCUUGGUUAUGGAUUUGUCAACUACUUGCGAGCCGACGAUGCAGAUAAAGCAAUCAACACUCUCAAUGGGCUACGGUUGCAGAACAAGACGAUCAAGGUAA
This is a messenger RNA of Rhagoletis zephyria (snowberry fruit fly), 244 nucleotides long. The record is from RefSeq and is a predicted model, not a curated record. Lineage: Eukaryota; Metazoa; Arthropoda; Insecta; Diptera; Tephritidae.